AUGCAUUUUUCUGCAGAUAGCUGUCAGCAGCUGGACAGUGGAAUGGUCAACAAGAGCCAACGUGGAAUCAGUGGUGAGGAUUCUGAGGAGUCUCAUAUCCGACUGCAGCUGAAGAGAAAACUGCAAAGAAAUCGAACAUCUUUUACACAAGAUCAGAUAGAAGCUUUGGAAAAAGAGUUUGAGAGAACACACUAUCCAGAUGUUUUUGCCAGAGAGAGGUUAGCUGCUAAAAUUGAUUUACCAGAAGCAAGAAUUCAGGUGUGGUUCUCAAACAGACGUGCAAAAUGGAGACGUGAAGAAAAGCUGCGCAAUCAGAGGCGCCAGGCAAACAGUGCUUCUAGUCAGAUAUCAGUGAACAACAACUACUCCAGCAAUGUCUACCAGACAGUAACCCAGACUGCCAGCUCAGGCUCAAUGAUUGCUCGUAGUGACUCAGCCCUCAUGAACACGUAUGCUCCUCUUGCACCUGUGCCAGGCUUUUCAAUGGCUAACAGCUUACAGAUACAGUCAGUGCAUCCUGUGGUGAGCCAGACUUCCUCCUACUCCUGCAUGAUUCCUGCUACUUCAUCAGUCAGUGUCCACAGCUAUGAAAGCUACACUCCUCCACAACUCCAGACACACAUGACCACUUCCAGUCUGAGCUCCAGUGGGACAGGAUCAGCAGGACUUAUUUCUCCUGGAGUAUCGGUGCCAGUACAGGUCCCUGGUAGUGAGCAAGAUCUUGCUUCAUUCUGGUCAAGGCUCUAGUAACUGAAAAGAAGAUAUGAAAUAAAAAUAACCUGAGCAAACAUAGCGUUCCCUCUUCUUUUUUAAAAGUUGACCACCAGUAAAUCUCACUUCGUGUGAAUUUCACGUUUUAACUGGAAGAAACAUUUACGUUUGCCGUUAACUUUUUCAUAGAAGAGUUCAACAGAGUGUGAAGUAAAGCCCUGUUUUCUUGAGAAGGAACUUUGGCACAAAGGGACAACUUGGAAUAAAUAUGGCUAGGCUUUUAAGGGCUCUAGGGCCAUUAGUCUAGUAACCUUCUAUGAACCUAUUACCUAGUAUCUAUCUCUCUGACAUUUGGAAGAUAAUGUAAUGUCAGUCUGCCCCUCAGUAAAGAUACACGUGGUGUCUAAAAUGUAAUUGCUUUCACUUAAUUAUUUUGUGAAUUAGACUUAACAAAAUGUUACAGUUCAUACAGAUUCUCAAGAAAAGACAUUACUUUCUUUGUUUGAAUGACUGACACAUAAAAGUCACAUGAAAAAAAAAAUCUUUAUCCUUAUCAUCAGCUGCCAGUGGGGCUGGGCCAUGGACAAUAUCAAGGUGUAUCAGAAAUUGCACCAGCACCCCUGCACAGACUACAGUUUUAAGAUUCACUCCAUUUAUAUAUGAUAGAGAGGGGCAUUAAUGCAUAUCAAACAUUGCCUUGUUAUCCCUCCUUGAUGAUCUACUUUAACCAAGUUAUGUUUUAUAUUCUCUCUCAAUGGUGUGGAAUAUAUUCUGUUGUAUUAUGAAAAUGUCACAUAUUUUGCAAAUGAAAAUGAACACUAUAUUUCUUGC
Protopterus annectens (West African lungfish) is the source of this 1542-nucleotide messenger RNA. Its product is annotated as paired box protein Pax-6-like. Gene Ontology annotation, biological process: anatomical structure development; regulation of transcription by RNA polymerase II. Lineage: Eukaryota; Metazoa; Chordata; Ceratodontiformes; Protopteridae. The transcript has 6 exons. The record is from RefSeq and is a predicted model, not a curated record. Gene Ontology annotation, molecular function: RNA polymerase II cis-regulatory region sequence-specific DNA binding; DNA-binding transcription factor activity, RNA polymerase II-specific. Bases 1 to 747 code for a protein of 248 amino acids.